CUGGAGAGGGACCUACCCGACUAAACCAGAUGCUCAGCUGAGUCUGAGAGACCACGGCGAAGUAAAAGCGCUGGGAGCUGGGUUGGAUGAAGAAGGGCUCUUCCUUGCUCUUUAGUGGACAGAGCAGCCUCCGGGGCCAGCCGAUCCAUGUUUAUCCACCACUAAUACCAUAAUGAGGGGUUACAGCUGCCAUUAGGGGGCGGUAAGCACUUUGUCUCAAGGCUUGUGCCAAAAUCCUGAAGAAGACCUAACAGCAAGCAUGGCUGACAUGAGACUACCAACUGUGCGAAAACCAUUGACUUUAUCGGGUUCUUUUUUUGAUCGGAAGGAUCUGGUGGUGCCCGGCGAUGUGAUAACAACAGAUACCGGUUUUAUGAGGGGUCAUGGUACUUAUGUUGAUGAAGAGAAAUUGACUGCGUCUGUCGCUGGAGAGGUGCAGAGAGUUGACAAGUUAAUUUGCGUCAGCCCUCUAAAAACCAGAUUCAAUGGGGAGGUUGGAGAUGUGGUUGUAGGGAGAAUAACAGAGGUUCAGCAGAAACGUUGGAAAGUGGAAACAAACUCCCGAUUGGACUCUGUACUCCUGUUGUCAUCAGUGAAUCUGCCUGGUGGAGAGCUGAGGAGAAGGUCAGCAGAGGAUGAGCUCACCAUGAGAGAAUAUCUUCAAGAAGGAGAUCUUAUCAGUGCAGAAGUGCAGUCAGUUUUUUCUGAUGGGGCAUUAUCACUUCAUACAAGAAGUUUAAAAUAUGGAAAACUUGGUCAGGGUGUAUUAGUGCAGCUUUCACCCUCAUUGAUCAAGAGACAGAAGACACAUUUUCACAACUUGCCAUGUGGUGCAUCC
Messenger RNA from Boleophthalmus pectinirostris (great blue-spotted mudskipper), 838 nucleotides. RefSeq names its product exosome complex component RRP4-like. Gene Ontology annotation, molecular function: RNA binding. The record is from RefSeq and is a predicted model, not a curated record. Lineage: Eukaryota; Metazoa; Chordata; Actinopteri; Gobiiformes; Gobiidae. Gene Ontology annotation, cellular component: nuclear exosome (RNase complex); cytoplasmic exosome (RNase complex). The transcript is spliced from 8 exons. Gene Ontology annotation, biological process: poly(A)-dependent snoRNA 3'-end processing; nuclear polyadenylation-dependent rRNA catabolic process; CUT catabolic process. The annotation marks the transcript as partial.